AUGGUGGUUGAGGACGGUUUGGUUUCAAUUAGACUUCGCUUGGUCUUCGUUUCGUUGGAGCUCGCCUUCUCUACCUUUGUCGGCUCAUAUCUGGACUUUGUUUGUUCGGAGUUGUUCUUCGUAGGAGGCCUGUGUUCGGAGUUUGGCUUUGAUUGGGUCCUGAGUCUUCUCGCGAUCUUGUCUCUGUUUAUCCUCCUUCUCGUGAAAGUGGUUCUUUGUUCCGGUUCAUGGGCAAUAUCGUUUAAUGGUCUUCGAGUUGGGCUUUGGUGGAAUGAUAGGCGUGUAUCUGUGGGUACUUUCUUUGAUGAAGAGUCUUCACUUCAAGCUUUGUUGUCUACGGUUUUUGAAGAGGGGAGCGGUCUCGAUGCUCAGUUUAGACUAUUUGGGAUGCUAUCGCGCCUUCAUUCUCUGUUGCUUUCGUCGCUUGGAAGAAAUUUAUUCUUGAUUGCUCUCCUUGUUGUGGUCCCUUUUAUUUUGCUCAUGUUGUGUCUGCUUGCGGUGGUGUCUUCUCUGCUCAGCUUCAGUGGUGUGUCUUUUGGACUUUUGGCUUCUCGGACUCGCGCCCUUUGGCUUGUCUUUCUGGUAGUCUGGUUUGGUCUCUGUCCAUCCACCAUUUCCUUGCCUUUGGGUAAUGUUUGUGGCUGA
Messenger RNA from Arabis nemorensis, 645 nucleotides. Lineage: Eukaryota; Viridiplantae; Streptophyta; Magnoliopsida; Brassicales; Brassicaceae. The record is from the annotation of a GenBank genome assembly.